This is a messenger RNA of Poecilia reticulata (guppy), 1188 nucleotides long. RefSeq names its product mediator complex subunit 19a (gene med19a). Gene Ontology annotation, molecular function: transcription factor binding; transcription coregulator activity. Gene Ontology annotation, biological process: positive regulation of transcription by RNA polymerase II. Gene Ontology annotation, cellular component: mediator complex. The record is from RefSeq and is a predicted model, not a curated record. NCBI's taxonomy places the organism in Eukaryota, Metazoa, Chordata, Actinopteri, Cyprinodontiformes, Poeciliidae.
AAGCCACAAAGAAGAGAAGCAAAGCAGUUGACGCUCGCAUGGAUACUCGUUGAUCCAACGCUACAUGGACAAGCUUGAAGAUAGAAAAGACCGGCUUUYCCCCCAAAAAACACUUUAAAUGUAUUAAUCUUGAUAAAUAUGACGGAAAUGUUUUCCACUCUGUUCGGGCAAAAUGAAGCUCAGGGACCUCCCGGGUCUUCGUCUUUAGGUUUUGGACCAGGGAAACCGCCGCCACCCAUCCCGCAGAAYCAAGUCUCCUUGGCGGCGCAGAUGCCACCACAGCUCGUGGAUGAAGGGCCUGCCCUGCGAAAGUCCGGAGCCAUGAACGAACCUUUCUAUUUACUGCGAGAGCUUCCURUUGGAAACGAAUUGACGGGCAACACCAACCUUAUCACACACUACAACCUGGAACAUGCCUACAACAAGUUCUGUGGGAAGAAGGUGAAGGAGAAGCUGAGCAACUUUCUGCCAGAGUUACCAGGUAUGAUCGACUGUCCGGGCACUCAGGACGGCAGCUCGUUACGCUCUCUGAUCGAUAAGCCUCCAGUGUGUGGGAACUCCUUCAGCCCGCUGACUGGUGCUUCGCUGACAGGAUUCAGACUACACACAGGACCGCUCCCAGAACAGUACAGAUUGAUGCACAUACAGCCUCCAAAGAAGAAGAGCAAGCAUAAACACAAGCACCAUCGACCACAGGACCCAUUACCACAAGAAACUCCCUCAGACUCUGAUCCUAAGAAAAAGAAGAAGAAGAGGGACGAUGACCCAGAUCGAAAGAAAAAGAAGAAAGACAAGAAAAAGAAGAAGAACCGCCACAGCCCAGACCACCCCGGCCUCGCUGGAUCGCAGCCCAGCAGCAACAGCCUCAGAUAGACAGAAGCCCACUGUGUGUGUCUGCCUGUUCGAAUGUGUGCCGUUUUGUAAGAGUGUGUGUUUUACAGGUUAUUGUAUUAUUAAAAGUAUGCUUAAUGAGAUAAACAGAUGGCUGAAUAAUGUGUGCAUGUGUGUGUGUGUUGAGUAAGCAGAGAUGCUGGAUAAAAAUGAGAAGAGAUGUUACAGAUUAAGCUAAAAAAAAAAAGAAGAAAACUGUGUGGAUGGACUAAACAGCCGCUGUGUAUUUCUUUAAUUUUUUUUGUUCUUCUUUUGACCAUAACGCCAAAAUCAAAUAAACUUUGAUUAUAAAUUUUA